CUGCUUCGUCAGCUCCGGGCGGCGCGGAGGGCGGGACGGAAGAAACGUCGGGACGGAAGUUCCGUCCCGUUUGAAAGCGCCCGGCGGAGCUCCCGAGAUGGCCGCCUUCGCCGCGGAGCCGGCGCCCGCAGGAGCUGAGCCCAUGACUCUUGGUUCCCCAACAUCUCCAAAACCAGGAGCUAGUGCUCAGUUUCUUCCUGGAUUCUUGAUGGGGGAUUUACCUGCACCUGUGACCCCACAAACACGUGCUUUAAGCGGCCCUGCAGUUGGUGUAAUGGAAAUGAGGUCUCCACUACUGGCAGGAGGAUCUCCCCCACAACCAGUAGUCCCUACGCAUAAAGAUAAAAGUGGUGCUCCACCUGUUAGAAGCCUGUAUGAUGAAUUAUCUAGUCCUGGACUUGGCUCAACCCCUCUAAGCUCAAGAGUAUCAGCCAGCUUUUCUGUAGCCCAGAGCCCGUUGGUUGGAACAAUGCCAUCAACUCCUGGACCAGCUCCAAGUAUGCUCAGUCCUGCAAGUGUUGGGCAGCCUAGGAAGACGACCCUCUCUCCUGCGCAGCUAGAUCCUUUUUAUACUCAGGGUGAUUCCCUAACUUCAGAGGAUCAGCUUGAUGGCACAUGGGUAACAGUAUUUGGAUUCCCUCAAGCAUCAGCGUCUUACAUUCUUCUACAGUUUGCUCAGUAUGGAAACAUAUUAAAGCAUGUGAUGUCCAACACGGGAAACUGGAUGCACAUUCGGUAUCAGUCUAAGCUGCAAGCCCGGAAAGCCCUGAGCAAAGAUGGAAGAAUUUUUGGUGAAUCUAUCAUGAUUGGUGUCAAGCCAUGCAUAGAUAAAAGCGUGAUGGAAAACUAUGAAAGAAGCUCUACAUCCUCAAUGUCGUCAAUUUUUACUUCACCUACACAGUCCUUCACCGGCACACCAGUACAGCCUGCAAAUUAUACAACAAGGAUUUCUGCAAUGAGACCUCUUGCAACAGCAUAUAAAGCUUCCGCCAGUGACUGUCAGGUGGUUUCUGACAGACAGACUCCUAGGAAAGUUGAAAGUAUUGUAUCCAAAGCAAUGGAGUAUGUGUUUGGCUGGUAAUAUGCAGGAGGACGUAACACACUAAGAGGGUUGGGGUUGGAAAUACACCAUUGACAUCCGUGGUUAGUUGUAUAACUGCCGGUGACAGUGUUUUACCUUACAUCUCACCUGUUAUGCCUUCAGUUAAUUCAGCAGAGAUGUAGCUUGCACUUUAAAUGAUGGCAAUGUAGACAUGGUUUUAAAAACUCAGUAAGUGUAAAUAAAGAGCUUUUUUUCCCA
Messenger RNA from Calidris pugnax (ruff), 1300 nucleotides. Its product is annotated as nucleoporin NUP53-like. Gene Ontology annotation, molecular function: single-stranded DNA binding; structural constituent of nuclear pore; phospholipid binding. The transcript has 9 exons. The record is from RefSeq and is a predicted model, not a curated record. Bases 98 to 1081 code for a protein of 327 amino acids. Lineage: Eukaryota; Metazoa; Chordata; Aves; Charadriiformes; Scolopacidae. Gene Ontology annotation, cellular component: nuclear pore central transport channel; nuclear membrane; nuclear pore nuclear basket. Gene Ontology annotation, biological process: NLS-bearing protein import into nucleus; regulation of DNA-templated transcription; nuclear pore organization.